UUUAUCUAUCAUUAUCAGUUAUCUAAUCACUUCACUAGUUCACUUAGUAAUUCACUUUUACGGUUUACGCAACCAAUGCCCAGCCCUCUGUGCAUGUUUCCGCGUUUACUGGAACAACAAGUGCCGAUUUUGAUUACUAUUGAUUUCAUAAUUAAUAUUGUUGUUCGUGAAAUCGAACGUGUAAUCACUUUUUAACCGCCGAUAGCUUUAACUUCAGUCAAAGUUUCAUCACAUGUUCACAUCUCACAAGUGAUCUGAUCUCACAACUCAAUAGUUACUUGCACACCUUGAUUACCACUUAUUUGAGGGUCAGAAGUCCGUGCUCUAUUUUGCGGUACAAUGGCAGACAUCCCUUCUGUUUUUAUAACUGGUGCAAGCAGAGGACUUGGUCUGGAAUUUGUGAAGCAGUUUUUAUCAAGCCCACUUGUUAAAACCCAAGUUGUCAUUGCUGCAUGUCGCUCUCCUGACAAAGCCAAUGCUCUACAGGACUUGAAAAAAAAUGACUCAAGGUUGCAUAUUGUACAAUUAGACGUAUGUCAGUUUGACUCAUAUGAUCCCGUAGUAAAUGAAGUGCGUGCCAUUGUCGGUGAUAAAGGACUCACGCUUUUGAUCAACAAUGCUGGGAUCCUUCAUCGAGUACGAAAUUUGGAGGAAGUAACUGCUGACCUAAUGCUGUCAGUCCUCAAAACGAACACUGUUGCACCUCUAUUGCUGACUAAGGCUUUCCUUCCAUUACUCAAAACAUCUGCAAAAGUUAAUGCUGCGAAAGUCAACAAUGCUUUGAGUGUAACUCGAGCGGCUGUCAUCAGCAUUAAUUCAGGUCUUGGAUCGAUAGAAGACAAUGGAAUGGGUGGCUAUUACGGCUACAGAGAAAGCAAGGUUGCCUUAAACAUGAGCGCACAGUCGUUAAGUAUCGAGCUUGGCCCAGAUGGAAUCCUAGUGGAAUCUAUCUACCCUGGAUGGGUCCAGACAGAUAUGGGUGGAUCAAACGCAGCUAUUGACGCCACCACCAGUGUCAAUGGGAUGAUCAAGAUCAUGCUUGACAUGAAGGAAAAGAAUAAAACUGGAUUCAUUGGAUGGCAGGGAAAGGUGCUCCCAUUUUAGUCAAUUUAUUCUACUCCUAUGAAUAUGAAAUCACUUCAGUUCAUGCAUUUGCACAUCAAUCGAGAUAUACUCUAAGAAAUACUUUUGGCUGUAUGUAUAUGUCUAAGUUAUUGUUUUUACUCAGAAAAUUUUCUAUUUGUAGAUAAUAUUGAUCAACAAUUAAACUGAAUUUUUUCAAUAA
Messenger RNA from Bemisia tabaci, 1285 nucleotides. RefSeq names its product C-signal. Gene Ontology annotation, cellular component: cytoplasm. Gene Ontology annotation, molecular function: oxidoreductase activity. NCBI's taxonomy places the organism in Eukaryota, Metazoa, Arthropoda, Insecta, Hemiptera, Aleyrodidae. The record is from RefSeq and is a predicted model, not a curated record.